Messenger RNA from Lentinula edodes (shiitake mushroom), 1365 nucleotides. RefSeq names its product acetylornithine aminotransferase. The record is from RefSeq and is a predicted model, not a curated record. The coding region runs from base 1 to 1365 and encodes 454 amino acids. Gene Ontology annotation, molecular function: identical protein binding; transaminase activity; pyridoxal phosphate binding. Lineage: Eukaryota; Fungi; Basidiomycota; Agaricomycetes; Agaricales; Omphalotaceae. The transcript is spliced from 8 exons.
AUGUCUUCCUCAAUCCUUUCACCUGCAACUUUAAAUGAUUUCGGAAAAGAGCAUGUCACGAAAGGGCUUGCAAGGAUCAGUGAUGGGAUUAUGGUCAAAGGGAAAGGCUCUUAUGUAGAGUACCUGGAUGGAAAGAAAAUGCUGGAUUUCACCUGUGGAAUCGGUGUAACAAAUCUGGGUCACUCUCAUCCAAAAGUAAGCAGGGCCGCUGCAGAUCAAUGUAUGAACAUUGUACACGCCCAGUGUAGCAUUGCAUUCCACGAGCCGUACCUCCGCCUCAUCGAAAGACUUCUUCCAGUGAUGCCUCAUCCCUCCUUGGACUCGUUCUUUUUCUGGAACUCGGGGUCGGAAGCGGUAGAAGGCGCAAUCAAAAUGGCUAGGGCUUUGACCGGACGACAGAACAUUGUUACCAUGCAGGGUGCAUACCACGGUCGUACUUUCGGUGCUAUGGCCGUCACUAAAAGCAAGACUGUUUAUUCUGAUAGUGUAGCUCCUCUGAUGCCUGGGGUUUUCUCGAUGCCGUAUCCGUUCUGGCACCAGCAUCGUCUUCCACCAUCCACUCCACCCUCAGUCUUGACGGAACAAUGUCUAUACCAACUUCACCUUCUUCUCUCACAACAGACUUCACCAAAGGAUACAGCGGCAAUCAUCAUCGAGCCUGUUCUCGGUGAGGGUGGAUAUGUUCCCGCUCCAAAGGAAUUUUUAGCGGGCUUGCGAGCAGUUUGUGACCAACAUGGAAUUUUGUUGAUCGUGGACGAGGUUCAAUCCGGCUUCGGAAGGACUGGUAAAUGGUUUUUCAUCGAGGAGAGCGAGGUCAAACCUGACAUUCUACUGAUGGCAAAGGGCUUAGCAAAUGGAUUUCCUCUGAGUGGUAUAGUCAGUCGUAAAGAGUUGACUGACAAACUCGCGCCUGGUUCAAUGGGAGGUACCUACGCCGGAAAUGCUGUAUCUUGCGCGGCUGCUUGUGCAGUCGCUGAUGCCUUCCAUGAAGAAAAUAUCAUGGCCAACGUUCAAGCUCGCUCUCAAGAGCUCUUUGCCUCCCUCAACGCGCUCAGAGACGACCAAACACUAGCUCAGCAUAUCCUUGAUGUUCGAGGUCGCGGUCUUAUGGUCGCUAUGGAAUUUGCUUCCUCAGAAGGUCCUGGUGCUGCUUUUGACCCUGCGACUCCGAAGGGUCUUACGGUCAAGAAAGGUAUCGCAAGUCGAGUAACAAAGAAAUGUAUCGAAAAGGGUAUGCUUCUAUUGACAACGAGCGUGUAUGAGGUGGUGAGGUUCAUUCCACCGCUGAAUAUCUCACGGGAGGAUAUGAAGAAGGGAUGUGAUAUUUUUGCGGAAAGUCUAAGGGAAGUUGUGAGGGAAGGUUAA